UCUAAUGGAGCUUUCUUACCAGACUCUCAAACUCACGCACCAGGCGCGGGAGGCGUACGAGAUGAGAACAGAAGCACGGCGCAAAAAUCUUCUCAUUUUGAUUUUGCAUUACUUAACACAAGAAGGCUAUAUGGAUGCGGCUAAUGCCCUGGAGGAGGAGACGAAACUGGGACUGCGGCGCUUUGAAGUUUGUGACAACGUUGACCUGGAAACUAUUUUGAUGGAAUAUGAGAGCUACUAUUUCGUAAAGUUCCAGAAGUACCCCAAGGUGGUCAAGAAGGCAUCAGACCAAGUAGAAAAUAAUAUAUCUUCAAGAAGUGGAGGGAAGAACAAAAGGUUGACGAAUGACAAUUGUCAAAAUCUCCCCAAGAUACAUCACCAGAAGUCACGACCCAAAACUUCAGCAGUGAAGACGGGAGACACCAAGUCUGUCAAGGAACACCCCAAACAGGACAGUGUCACUAAUGCUCAAGCAGAGAGCUCUGACUUUGGCCUAAACAUAUCAAAAAUCCACAAAGACAGCCCAGAGGAAAAGGCCCACCCACGAAGGGGCCAAAUCAUUGACUUCCGAGGACUGCUCACAGACGCUAUCAAAGGAGCCACUAGUGAAUAUGCCUUGAACACCUUUGAAUGUAACCCAGACCCUUCAGAGCGAUUGCUGAAACCUCUGAGUGCAUUUAUUGGCAUGAACAGUGAGAUGCGAGAACUGGCAGCAGUGGUGAGCCGGGACAUUUAUCUCCACAAUCCCAACAUAAAGUGGAAUGACAUUAUUGGACUGGACGCAGCCAAGCAGCUAGUCAAAGAAGCCGUUGUGUACCCAAUAAGGUACCCGCAGCUAUUCACAGGAAUUCUUUCCCCGUGGAAAGGACUGCUGCUUUACGGCCCCCCAGGCACAGGGAAGACUUUACUGGCCAAAGCUGUGGCCACUGAAUGCAAAACGACCUUCUUUAACAUUUCCGCGUCCACCAUUGUCAGCAAAUGGAGAGGAGAUUCGGAAAAACUGGUCCGGGUGCUAUUUGAACUUGCUCGAUAUCACGCCCCCUCCACGAUCUUCCUGGACGAGCUGGAGUCAGUGAUGAGUCAGAGAGGCAUGGUUCCUGGGGGAGAGCACGAGGGGAGCCUCCGGAUGAAGACGGAGUUGCUGGUGCAGAUGGAUGGCUUAGCGCGCUCGGAGGACCUCGUGUUUGUCUUAGCAGCCUCGAACCUGCCAUGGGAACUGGACUGUGCUAUGUUACGGCGCCUGGAGAAGAGGAUUUUGGUUGAUCUCCCCAGCCAAGAGGCCAGACAGGCCAUGAUCUACCACUGGCUGCCCCCUGUGAGCAAGAACCAUGCCCUGGAGCUGCACACACAGCUGGAGUACAGCGUGCUGAGCCAGGAAACAGAGGGCUACUCAGGCUCCGACAUUAAGCUAGUCUGCAGGGAGGCAGCCAUGCGGCCUGUGCGAAAGAUCUUCAAUGUGCUUGAGAACCACCAGUCAGAGAGCAGCAAUUUACUUGGGAUCCAGCUGGAUACUGUGACCACGGAGGACUUUUUGGACGUGUUGGCUCACACAAAGCCUUCAGCAAAGAAUCUGACUGAGAGAUACUUGGCCUGGCAAGAGAAGUUUGAGUCUGUGUAAAGCUGUGCCCAGCCUGACCUGGCCAGAGGCAGCCAAGAGCCUCCUCAGCGUGACUGGGAUGGAAGGGAGGAAAUUAUCCUUGAAAGCUGGACUAAUUUGGACAACUGUGUUACUUUGGAAACAUGAGCUCUUGUGUCAUGGAUGUCAGAAAAGUAGAGAUUUCAGUUGUGCGUGUGUGCUGUUGGGUCAGGCAAUAGAAGUU
Rattus rattus (black rat) is the source of this 1820-nucleotide messenger RNA. It is a transcript of the gene Katnal2, whose product is annotated as katanin catalytic subunit A1 like 2. The coding region runs from base 5 to 1618 and encodes 537 amino acids. The record is from RefSeq and is a predicted model, not a curated record. Gene Ontology annotation, molecular function: ATP hydrolysis activity; protein binding; ATP binding. NCBI's taxonomy places the organism in Eukaryota, Metazoa, Chordata, Mammalia, Rodentia, Muridae. The transcript has 16 exons.